AUACUGAAUUACCGUAGCUCCCUUUAGAAAAUUAUUUGUUAUAGAGAAAUUGUAAAUUUUUUCACGACCUAUUUUUUCACGUAUUAGUAUUUAUUUUAUUUUUAGAUAAACAGAAACAUGUUAAGAUCAUUUAAAUGUAUAAAUAGGGUUUUAAAACCCUCCAAAAAUACUGUAUUAAACAGCGUAAAACGUUUAUCGAGUACACAACUGCAAUCAUCACAGCUUGAAGAUGACGACAUGCCCGUAUCGAUGGAAAAUCCUUUUAAACCAGAAAUAAAGAGAUGUCUUCUUUGUGGGGUUAGGGUUGAUUAUAAAAAUGUCCAACUUCUCUCUCAGUUCGUUUCAUCUGUAACAGGGGUUCCAUUAACACAAAAAAGUAGUGGUUUAUGCGAUAAAAAGUAUAAAGACGUUAUUAAAAAGAUUCAUAUUUCAAGAGUCAGUGGAUUUAUGGCAUACAGAACCAAAGAGUCUGUGUUUCUUAAUGAUCCCGAUAUCACAGAUCGUUCCAUGUAUACAAGGAGAAGAGAGCGAAUGAUUGAAAGAGGUGGAAUGGCAAAUGAAAAAUCUCCAAGUUCGGGUCCUGAUGAAUGGGAGUUGAAUGAACUGGAAGAAGUCAAGGAUUCUUCAAGUAGUGAUGACGUAUUCGACUCUGAUAUCUAUGCAUUAGACUCAGAUGUUCCCCAAAGAAAAGAUCGCACGAAAAAAAAAUGGAAAACGAGUAAAAUGGGUGAUUCCUCUCGGACAAUAUUGACUCAGAGUGACGACUAGUGCUGGGGAUUUUCAAAUACCUGAUGAUUUCAGAAUCGGAUCGAAUAUAUUUAUUCGAUAUGGUGCUUUGCACAUAAAUAAUGCUUCCAAGUAUAUGGUCUAAAUCAGGUUUUCCCAAACUUUUUGUGCCAUGGAUGUUUGUGAAUCUUGCCAGAAAAUCUCAAACAAAAUUUCUAUUUGACAAGCUACAUCAAAACAGCCAGCCGGUCCGAACGUUUCAAGCUGCAAAUUGCAAUUUAUGAUACAGAAAGAUACUAUUAUUUUUUUUUACAUUCAAAAGGGGGGGGGGGGGGGGUCCGACUCCCAAAACCACCCCUGGCUAUGCCACCCAUCUUACGAGAGAGCUCUUUAAGCUGGUUUCUUACAAUAGCAAUAUGCAAAUUUAAAUAUUUGAAAUCCACAUUUGAAGUGAUAUUCACCAAGUAUUUCAAAAAGUUUUUUUUUACGUUUACCUUUUUUGGGUU
This is a messenger RNA of Styela clava, 1232 nucleotides long. RefSeq lists its product as uncharacterized. Gene Ontology annotation, biological process: mitochondrial translation. The record is from RefSeq and is a predicted model, not a curated record. Gene Ontology annotation, molecular function: structural constituent of ribosome; small ribosomal subunit rRNA binding. Lineage: Eukaryota; Metazoa; Chordata; Ascidiacea; Stolidobranchia; Styelidae. Gene Ontology annotation, cellular component: ribosome; mitochondrial small ribosomal subunit.